AUGUUUCGUAUCCUCGAAUCCCAAGCUCCGGCCCGGCAGACAGCGACAGACACGAUAAAUACGCUGAGCAGUCGUCUGCAGAGCUCGACACUGCUGGAAGAUCGCCGGGCAGCGAUACUUGGGCUCCGAAGCUUCGCAAAGGGAUAUCCUGCGUCUGUUGCGUCGGAGGCAUUGAGGCCACUAAUCACUUCCCUCCGUAACGAUGUGGAAGACGUCGACACCAUCAAGCCGGUCCUGGAGACUCUGCUGAUGCUCUUUUCCCCGGAAGAAAAUAGUCCAGAAGCAUCGGAUGAGCUAGCACUUUGGCUAGCUGACGAAUUUACUCAGAGACAAGACAAUAUCACAAUCCUACUCGACCUCCUGGACACAAAGGAAUUCUACUCCAGGCUCUACUCCCUCCAGCUAAUUUCUCAGAUAUCCGCCGCCCGUCCAGAGAGGACCCAGGAAUGCAUACUGACGGCUCCAUUGGGCAUAUCGAGGAUUGUUGCUGUAUUAAGUGACUCAAGAGAGCCAGCCCGUAAUGGUACGAACAAGCCUGAAGCUCUUCUUCUCCUCAUCGCACUUACAGUCUCUUCCGCCGAAUUGCAAAAGGUAGUUGCAUUUGAAAAUGCUUUUGACCGGAUAUUCUCGUUGAUAGAAGCGGAGGGAUCAUUGAAACAUGGAUCCCGGAUAGUAGAGGAUUGCUUGGCUCUCUUGGGUAACCUUUUGCAGUUAAACCCCUCCAACCAGUCAUUUUUUCGAGAGACUGGUUGUGUGAGGAAGCUUGUGAUGCUUCUGGAUGAUGCAAUUAAGGACCCUAAGCCUGACGAAGAAUUCCCACACUGGAUGUUGGAGCAGCGCAAUAAGAAUAUAUGGGGAAUUCUUGCCAUCAUCCAGCUAUUUCUUGUAAAACGGGGAAUCAGCACUCCGGUAAACCAAACGACUUUCUGGCAAAGUGGCACAAUGCAACAGCUGCUAAGAGCAGCAUUUAAAGAAGACUUUGACGUUUCUCUCAAAGCCAAGAAAAAGGCCCUCCUCGCGGCUUCAGACUUGAUCUGUUCAAAUGCAACACUUCAGGAGAAAUUUUCAGACCUCGAGGUUGCCAUAACAUCUACACCUUCUGACCAAAAAUCGGUCAAUGGGAGCCCACCAGCUCAGAACGUUGAGAGGCUUAACGUUCUAGAAGCAUUGCUGCGUUUGACCUUGCAGCAAGGUCCAAUUCACCUUCUAGAUGCACGUCUCGCAUCAUGCGAUUGCAUCCAGGCAUUUUUUACAAACCAUUCAGGGAUCAAGCUUCACUUCCUGAACAGGGCAAUAAGUGGCCACACAGGCGGCGGUGACGAAAUUCCAAAUAUUCUAUCUAUCCUUAUCCAGCCAUUGGAUUUUGACACUGUGAAUGAUCCUUAUCAACUAUGGCUAGCCUCCGUCUUAUUAUUCCAUCUGAUAUACGAAGACCCUGAAGCUAAGGCUGCCGCAAUGAAGGUUACCGAGGGCGAUGCAGAGAGUGGAGAGGAGGUAGUUACGUGUGUGCAGGCAAUAACCGGUAAUUUGAUUACGGGGAUCCAACGAAAUGACGACGAAAGGAUAUCGGUUGGUUAUUUGACGUUACUCUGCGGUUGGCUGUUUGAAGAUCCAGACGUGGUUAAUGACUUCUUGGGUGAAGGAAGCAGUGUUCAAAGUCUAAUCCAGGAGGCUAAACAGGAGGCUUCCCCCGACUCACUGCUUCCAGGGUUAUGUGCUGUCCUCCUUGGAAUCAUCUACGAGUUCUCGACGAAGGACUCCCCCAUCCCACGAUCGACUCUUCACCAAUUACUAAAUAGUAGAUUGGGAAGAGAACUUUACAUUGAUAAAAUCACAAAACUUCGAGAGCAUCCACUAGUCCGCGAUUUCGAGGUUCUGCCGCAAACCGCUCAGGGACAACAAGACGCGGGACAUCCAAACAUCUUCUUUAAGAAGACAUUUAUUGACUUUCUAAAGGACAACUUUAGUCGAUUAAUUCGGGCUAUCGACCGUGAUCCAGGGAUGGAAGUGCCUGUAAUGGCCAACGGCAUUCCUAAGGGGAUAUCACGCGAGCUAGUUGACAAUCUGAGGGCCCAAGCUGAAGAGCGAGCGCAGGCGAUUCAGAACCUAGAGUCGGAGAUGUUGGAUCUGCAACGCAAGUUAGAUCAGGAACAUUUGGAUCACAAGAGAACGAAAGAUUCCAGCGAUCGUGAGCUACAGAGGCUGAACCAGGUCAAUGAAUCUCUGCAGAAGACACACCAGGCCGAAAUAACCGGAUUGGAAGAGCAUAAUGCGUUGACAAAGAGUGAACUUGUCAAGCAAUAUGGCGAGCAGUUACACGCUCUCGAUAAUCAACUAAAGCAAACUGCCACAGAACAUGAAAGGCGAACUACCAAACUUCGAGAUAUGCACGAAGCCGAAGUAACUGAGCUGAAGCAAUCAGUGCAAAAACUAGAGGCGAGCCUUGAAAAAGCCAACAAAGAUCACAUUCAGGAUCUCCAAACUGCUCAUGAGGAGUAUUCGGCCAAACUGUCUGAUCUAGAAGCUAAGAAUCGACGAGUGGAGGCAAAAGUACAGGAGACACAGGAACACAACCAGACGCUAGAGAGGGAUUUGAAGGAAGCUCGAAAACGGGCAGAGAAGCUACAAAAGGAAAAUGAAGAGAGCGAGACUGCCCGUAAAUCUGCACAGAGCGAACUGGAAGAUUUGUUGAUGGUGUUCAGUGACCUUGAGGCGAAGAGGAGAGCAGACAAAAAACGCCUAAAGGCUCUGGGUGAAGAAGUAUCUGACAUCGAUGAGACCGACGAUGAAGACGAUGAGGACGAAGAUGAGUCGGAAGCUGACGAGGAAUGA
This is a messenger RNA of Microsporum canis CBS 113480, 2832 nucleotides long. Its product is annotated as AousoA. The coding region runs from base 1 to 2832 and encodes 943 amino acids. The record is from RefSeq and is a predicted model, not a curated record. The transcript is spliced from 6 exons. Lineage: Eukaryota; Fungi; Ascomycota; Eurotiomycetes; Onygenales; Arthrodermataceae. Gene Ontology annotation, biological process: vesicle fusion with Golgi apparatus; endoplasmic reticulum to Golgi vesicle-mediated transport; transcytosis. Gene Ontology annotation, cellular component: ER to Golgi transport vesicle membrane; Golgi stack; Golgi membrane.